Messenger RNA from Haliotis rubra (blacklip abalone), 1992 nucleotides. Its product is annotated as costars family protein ABRACL-like. NCBI's taxonomy places the organism in Eukaryota, Metazoa, Mollusca, Gastropoda, Lepetellida, Haliotidae. Gene Ontology annotation, biological process: regulation of actin filament-based process. The record is from RefSeq and is a predicted model, not a curated record. The transcript has 3 exons. Bases 117 to 362 code for a protein of 81 amino acids.
UGCUCAUGCGCACAUUUCAUUCACACUACUUCCGUGUGUUAAAGUGGGUGGGGUAAUUCGAAGACGCCAGCGUGCAGUUGUACCAGUAAUCCUUUUGAAAGACAAAGUGGGAAAUCAUGAAUGUUGAGCAUGAAGUAGGCCUUCUGAAGGAUGAAAUAAAAAGAUUAGGAAGUCCAGGUCCUGAUGGAAAUGUAUGCGUUACAUUUGGAGUCCUUUUCAACGAUGAUAGAUGUGCUAAUAUAUUUGAGGCCCUGGUUGGAACCCUCAAAGCAGCAAAGAAGAGGAAGAUCAUCAAAUAUGAAGCGGAGCUUCUGUUGCAAGGGGUUCAUGACAACGUCGAGAUCGUACUACUGCAAGAGUGACAUUAGCACAAUGUAGAAAAUGUGAUAGAAAUAUAAUACUCAAAAGAAGUUAAGGACCUCUUUAUUAAUUGACAUGACUACAGUCAAUCUGUGACAAUCCAGUUUUGCAUAGCAUAACAGAUUAGCUAUGAAUACAAAAGAAUUGGUGGUUCUUUAUUUCUUUUGAGUAGUAUAUAUACUUCCAACAUUAUCAGGUUCAGGUGAAAUAAACGUUCCUCAUAUAUUUUUAUUUUUUUUUUUGUCAUAGAGAAUAUUAAAGCAUGCAAUAAGGCUGAAGCGAGUACAUGAAAUACUUAAGUGAUUUGUGAAUGUGUUUUAACCACAUUGUUUAUUUCAUUCUUACAUUUCCAAUCUUUUCAAUUGAAUCACUUGCUACUUUGUUAUGUUGCUGACAUUUUUUGUUUACAGUCUUUCUAGUUUUUGUUUGUUUUGUCUCAUCAUACUCGAACAAGCAUGUGUUCAUACUUUCAAAGUUUCUUCAACAAAGUUGUCCAGUAUUAUAUAGGGUUCAUUUUUCCCCUCUGUGCCAACUGUAUGUUAUUGCUUGAUAGUAAUUGGGAUUUACCUUUCAAUUAGACCUGCUUAGAGGCCAACAGCUGGCCCUAUCUGCAGCAAAUGCCAGUAAAAAUUCCCGAAGUGAAAUUAAACACUUGCCAAAUCAUACUGAUGCAUUAUGACAAAUGUGGUUUUGUUGACAUGAUAUGUAUUUCAUUGAAAACAGCAACAAGAUUUAGGAAGAGACUUAAGUGCUUAGUUCAAUUAAUUUUUUUUUCAAAAUUAAAAUUUUAUAAAAAUAAUAGUUCUUUCUAAUUUACCUGCCAAGAGCACUUACUUUGUAGUAAAAUAUUUUUGGAAUGUUGGAGAAAUAAUUGGUGCUUAAAAAAACGGAGUAUUUCACAUUGUCUGCUAUUUGUAAAUCAGACAAAUUUAUUGAUGAAUCAUAGGGAUUGACAUACCUUAUCCAGAGCAAAGAUUGAAAUAUGUCAGUGGCUAAUAUUGCUGUUUUAUUUGCUCAUAGUAUUCAUUGUAAUCCAUGUAUGAAAUUAAGAAUUAACAGAAUUUAAAUGUCAUGACAAAUGAUACUGUCAUCAAGGGUGUUCAUGAUUGUAAACUUUUGUAUGAUAUAUCAGCUCAAAAGUGUCAUGAUAUAUCAAUAUGUCAAUUAACAUCAAAAUGUUUUCUUUUUCUGUAUGUAUUCUGAUCUCUGAUGUCCAUCUUUACCUUGGUGGUUUUAACAAAUGCAAAGAAUUCUAUGGCAGCGAAUUAUUAAUUUAGUAUUGAUGGAAUAUCAACAUAAUUUAUUGAGAUGAGACUGGUAUAGAAUAACAUUACUAAUUGUCCUACUAAACCCUUGUCACAUAUCAGAUAUUUUAGAAUCCAUGUAUGACAUAUUUCAUAUAGAUAUGUUUCACAAUUAAUCUUUCAAAAAGAAUUAAAGUGCCUUGUAUUUAUUUUUUUUUCAAGGUUUCCGCAGCUGUAUAAGAAUAUAUAUAUUUUGAUCACUGUUGUGCAGUUUACGGGAUAGUUUUUGUAUGACAAUUAGUUUUGUGCAAUAAGCAAAAUUUUUCUACACGUUUAUGAGGAUCCCGAACUGAGAAGAAACAUUCAAAAUAAAGGUCAACACUUGUCA